AUGGCGGCGGCGGCGGCGGAGGCGUGGGCGGCGGCGCGCGACAAGUUCCGCGCGGCGCGCGCGCUGUCCCGCGUGGAGUCGCGCAAGGACCCCGCCACGGAGCCGUUCCGCUCCAAGUACGCGGCGCGCGCGCUGCUGGAGGAGGUGAAGCAGCUGCUGAGCGGCGCGGCGGAGGGCGGCGAGGCGGUGCGGCGCGCCGUGCUCGAGUACGAGCUGGGCGUGAACCACGCGGACACGGAGGAGCUGUCGGCGGGCGAGGAGCACCUGCUGCGCUGCACGCGCCUCCUGCAGCCGCAGCGCCUCUCCCGCCGCUGCGUGGCGCUCUACAUCCAGGCGCAGAACAACCUGGGCAUCCUGUGGUCCGAGCGCGACGAGAUCCACACGGCGCGGGAGCACCUGGAGGCGGCGGAGAGCGCGUACCAGCAGUACAUGAAGGAGGAUGGAAACCCUCCCUUGGACCCCAGUGAACACUUUAUGGAUGAAGAAGAAAAACUCACAGACCAAGAAAGAUCAAAAAGAUUUGAAAAAGCCUAUACCCACACUUUAUAUUACCUGGCACAAGUCUACCAGCACCUGGAGAUGAUUGAGAAGGCUGCCCAGUAUUGCCACACCACUCUCAAGCGACAGCUGGAGUUUAGUGGCUACUACCCGGUAGAAUGGGCACUCAAUGCUGCUACCUUGUCACAGUAUUAUCUCUCCAAGCAAUGCUUUAUGGAGGCCCGACACUGCUUAGCAGCAGCCAACGUCAUCUUUAGCCAAGCUGGACAGGUUCCUUCUGCUGAAGACAAUGAAACAGAGCAAGACCAACAGGACCUUCGGCAGAGGAAAGCUGAAAUUGCAAGAUGCUGGAUUAAGUAUUGCCUCAAUCUUUUGCAGAGUGCUCGGAAAUUACUUGAGGAUAACAUAGGAGAGCUGGAUCUUGACAGGCAAUUGGAACUUAAAGCCCAAAGGAAGAAAGAGGAGGAUGAAAAAGAGAACGGCAGGAAGAAAGCUGUCCUGUUUGUGACGAGUGAUAUAUGUGACUCCGUCUUAGCCAUGGAGGAGAAAGUGAGCUGUGUCUAUCCUUUAGAUUUCCAAGAAGCCCGAGAAAUCUUCCUGGUGGGUCAGAACUAUGUCCAGGAAGCAAAAGAGUUCUUUCAGGUUGACGGYUACGUUACCGACCACAUAGAGAUUGUUCAGGAUCACAGUGCCCUCUUUAAGGUGCUUGCUUUCUUUGAGGAAGACUACGAGCGGCGCUGCAAGAUGCAUAAGCGUCGAGUAGACAUGCUGGAGCCUCUCUGUGCAGACCUGAAUCCUCAGUACUACCUGCUGAUCAGUAGGCAGCUGCAGUUUGAGCUAGCAGACACCUACUACGAGAUGAUGGAUUUAAAGGUAGCUAUUGGUAACAGGUUAGAAGAGCUAGACCCCCACACCAUUAAAAAGAUCAAUUCGCUAGCUCAGUUAGCAAUCAAGUACUACGAACUGUUCUUAGAUUCUUUGAGAAACCCAGAUAAGGUGUUUCCCGAAGAGCUCGAGGAGGAUGUUCUUCGCCCUGCCAUGGUGGCCAAAUUCCAUAUUGCCCGGCUGUACGGUAAACUUAUUACUUCGGACGGCAAAAAGCAACUGGAAAACAUGCAGACCUCAUUGGAAUAUUACACAUUUCUGGUAGACUAUUGUGAGAAGUAUCCAGAUGCUGUCCGUGCCGUUGAAACCGAACUAGAGCUCAGUAAGGAAAUGGUGGGUCUUCUUCCAGCGAGGAUGGAGAGGCUAAGAGCAAAACUCAGUCCAUUCAUAUGAAGGCUUGUCUCGAAAGGAAAUGUGCAAUAUUAAAAUGAUAUCUGUCAAAGCCAGUGCUGUAGGACAGCUGCCAUGCUGACUAAUAGAGCUGUCUACAGCUCAGCACUCCAGCUAGAACCCACAAUAAAGCAACCUUGUGAAAACCUGAGAGCCGUCCAGUUUAGUAGCACACCCACACUAAUGGUAUGAAGUUUAAAUGUGAAUGUCCAGCUGGUGCUUUGUGCUGCUUGUCCUGUGUGUAAAUGUAAGUUCUCUGCCGUACCUUUCUCCCUUUGGCAUGUGGUUUGGUUUCUAAGUGUACUACUCUAUGAAAACUGUUUAUUUCAAUGGAAUCUGUUGAUCUAGAGAUUUUUUUUCCUAAGAAACCUGACGCAUGUUCUUCCAACUAGGAAACACUUUAUCUUUUCUAACCUUUGUCACCAUAAACUAUAUCCAUAUGAAGGGAACUUUAUGUUAUUUCCAGUAUUUAAUGUUGCUCUUUUUUUUCUCUCAAUUAAAAUGCAACCGAUGCAGGCUGAAUAAAUGGACUAGCUUGACUAAAUG
Molecule: messenger RNA, 2319 nt
Organism: Nothoprocta perdicaria
Lineage: Eukaryota; Metazoa; Chordata; Aves; Tinamiformes; Tinamidae
Gene: KIFBP
Product: KIF1 binding protein
Exons: 7
Coding region: 1-1776 (591 amino acids)
Molecular function (GO): protein binding
Source: RefSeq, a predicted model, not a curated record